Messenger RNA from Ipomoea triloba (trilobed morning glory), 1675 nucleotides. RefSeq names its product trimethyltridecatetraene synthase-like. The transcript is spliced from 2 exons. The record is from RefSeq and is a predicted model, not a curated record. Gene Ontology annotation, molecular function: monooxygenase activity; oxidoreductase activity, acting on paired donors, with incorporation or reduction of molecular oxygen; heme binding. Lineage: Eukaryota; Viridiplantae; Streptophyta; Magnoliopsida; Solanales; Convolvulaceae. The coding region runs from base 11 to 1564 and encodes 517 amino acids.
UCCUUAUACUAUGGAGGUAUUUUCUUGGUUUUUCCAGGCCCUGCCAUGGCUUCUCGCCAUAGCAUUUCUCUUCAAAAUAAGCACUAUUUAUCAACGUCGAAAAGCUAAAACUCCGCCUGGUCCACGGCCGUGGCCGAUUAUUGGCAAUUUGAACCUUCUGGGCUCCACCCCACAUCAAUCUUUACAUUCACUGUCCCAAAAAUAUGGAGAACUAAUGCUCUUAAAAUUUGGGUCCAAGCCGGUUAUAGUUGCCUCAUCUCCCGAAACGGCUAAGCUUUUCUUGAAAACUCACGAUGCGGUUUUCGCCUCUCGCCCCGCCACGGCCGCCGCCCAUCACACCUUUAACCGCUCCGACAUGACGUGGUCGCCGUAUGGGCCGUUCUGGCGCCACGCGCGCAAGAUCCUCCUUUCCCAGGUUUUCGCCCCGGCAAAGCUUGAUUCCUUCGAGAACGUUCGCGUUGAGGAGAGGAUGGUUCUAUUGUCUGGCCUUUACGAUGCUGUCGGGACUAAGAAGCCCGUGUUGCUAAGAGACCAUUUAGUGAGGUUCACCCUGUCUACUAUGACUAGGCUUGUUACUGGGAACAAGUAUUUUAGCAAUGAUUGGGAAUUGGGAAAACCGGAGGGUUCUUCGAUACCGUUUAAGAAACUGCUGGGAUUUCUUGAUGAAUGGUUUCUGCUUAGUGGUGUGAUCAAUCUUGGAGAUUGGGUUCCUUGGUUGAGCGGCUUUGACUUGCAAGGAUAUGUGAAGAAGAUGAAAGAUUUAAGGGAAAAGUACGAAGAGUUCCUAAACCAUGUGAUUGAAGACCAUAUGGCUAUGAUGAAAGGUGACGAGAACUUUGUCCCGAAGGACAUGGUGGAUGUGUUUUUGCAGAUAGCUGAUGAUCCAAACCUUGAGCCCGAUGUUGCACUCACACGCGACCGCAUCAUGGGAUUGACACAUGAUAUGUUGGCGGGUGGCGAAGAUACAUCAGCAACAACAGUGGAAUGGGCAUUUCAAGAACUGUUUAGAAAGCCAUGGAUUAUUGAAAAGGCAACCGAGGAGUUAGAUAGAGUGAUUGGGAGGGAGAGAUGGGUAGAAGAGAAAGACUUUUCGCAACUACCAUAUAUAGAUGCAAUCAUUAAAGAAACAUUCAGGUUGCAUCCAAUUUGCACAUUGCUCCCACCCCACUAUUCUAUUGAAGAUUGCAUUGUGGCUGAUUACGAGGUGCCAAAAGGAACAACUGUUCUAAUUAACGUGUGGUCAAUUGGGAGGAAUCCAAAGUAUUGGGAUAAUGCAAAUGAAUUUUUCCCUGAACGAUUCUUAGAGAAAGAUGUUGAUAUAAAAGGACAAGAUUUUACACUUUUACCCUUUGGGGCAGGAAGAAGAAGGUGCCCUGGUUAUAGUUUAGGGAUGAAGAUUGUCCGAACAACAUUAGCCAACUUGUUACAUGGAUUUAAUUGGAAAUUAGCUGGAGACCUGCGGCCGAAUGAUAUAUCUAUGGAAGAGGUUUAUGGCUUGACCACUCAUCCAAAAUCCCCAGUGUCUUACUUUAUUGAACCUAGGCUUCCCACCCAUCUUUACUAGUACUAGUAUAUAUAGAGUUUAUCUCUUUAUUUACUGUGGAAGUUACCGAAUAAUAUUUUAAUAAAAAAUGGGCUAUCAUAUUAAAAUAUGAAAAUUUUUAUUAUUUCCUUU